AUGACUAAGCCAUCUUUAUGGAGCUCUUUUACGAGUCAAAAAUAUUUGAAGAAGAUGCAUGCAACUGUUGUGCCUUGGAGAGGUGGAUCACACGUUUGGAGAAAAAUGUUGGAAUGCAGAGACUCUACUGAACUUCUGAUUUUCUGGAAACUAAAAAUGGGAUCUUCCCUAUUUUGGUUUGACAAUUGGACAGGCUUGGGGGGCCUUUACUUUGUAAUACCCCCGGAGUUUAUAGUUGAUGAAACAAUCCAUAAUGUGAAUGAUGUUGUUCUGGAAGGGCAGUGGGAUGAACAUAAAAUCAGAGAAAUAUUGCCAGGUGACUUAGCUAUGAACAUUAUGCACACUAGACAAGCUCCAUCAAUGAAUGAUGAACUGGACAAACCUAUCUGGAGUUUGGAAACAAGAGGUCAAUUCACGGUUAAGUCGGUUUGGGAAUAUUUGAUGAGAAGGAAAGAUCCAACUAUUACAUACGACAACAUAUGGGUUAAAGGAUUGCCUUUUAAGAUCUCAUUUUUUAUGUGGAAGUUGUGGAAAGGCUAUUGUGAAAUGUUGGACAACAAAGGUAAUUCCGAGACUCAAACCAAUAUUCCAAGCACUGCUAGGUAUAAUUGUGUGGGAACUAUGGAAAAUGAGGAAUAUCAACAAGCAUGGUAA
Molecule: messenger RNA, 654 nt
Organism: Nicotiana tabacum (common tobacco)
Lineage: Eukaryota; Viridiplantae; Streptophyta; Magnoliopsida; Solanales; Solanaceae
Source: RefSeq, a predicted model, not a curated record